Penicillium digitatum Pd1 is the source of this 1593-nucleotide messenger RNA. Lineage: Eukaryota; Fungi; Ascomycota; Eurotiomycetes; Eurotiales; Aspergillaceae. The record is from RefSeq and is a predicted model, not a curated record.
AUGAACAGAAGCUGUGUUGCCUGUUCCGAAUCGAAGAUUCGAUGUGACCUUAACAAAACGGCUCCGCCGUGUACCCGAUGCCUGCAAAGGGGGUGGACUUGCGUGAGAGCGGAACGUAAGAAGCGCGCGCGAAGAACCAAGAACAGUAAUUUCCUUCCAUCACCACAAACCGGAAGUGAAGAUGGGCUGUACAAGGUCUCGGAGCUACCAGUGUUCGAUGAACAACCCGUCAACUUGUCAUUCCUCGAUAGUUGCUCGCCGGACGAAGUCGAGUUUCUAGCCCAGUUAGCCGACCUUGAAAAUUGCGUCGAUCUGAGCUCCUUCACUUGGACACCGCAAGAAAAUCCUUUAAUGGUUGGUGACCACAGCCUGCCUCGACCUAGCACCGGUGCAUCGACAGAUGAAAUGGGUGCCCCGGAGAUCGCCAUGAAUGUGGGGUAUCUAUGCCCAGACAAUUUUCGACUUCCAGCAGACUAUGCCCUGGAACUAGAAGGUCCGGAAACCGUCCCCAUAGAUCGAUUGGAAACAUACGCGAGGCACUUUUUUGCCCAUUUCCACCCUUUCUUUCCAUUGCUGCACAUUCCUACCUUCUGCUUAGCCUUGUCCCCCGCGGUGCUUGUCAGAGCAAUCUGUUUCACAGGCGCUGGGUUUGAAAACAGCGCAACGUCGAAAUCGGAUGCGAAGUUUUUACAUGGGUCCCUAUCAACUCUGUUCGCCAAAUGCUGCCUUCGUUGCGAUAAAAUUUCCCCAAAACUUGAAGAGCUUCAAGCAAUAGUGCUCUUUCAGCUAGCGAGUAUGGCAAACGGAGAAAGUGCAGCGGAACGGGCAGCGUCGCGGCUCCUGCACCCACUCCUCGUCUCAGUCAUACGACAAGCAGGGCUCCUCAAAAUCCAUGGCGAGUGCUCAAAAGCUACACGGAAUGCACAUGUAUGGCAAUCAUGGAUUGAAAAAGAGUCUAAGAAGAGAGUUCUUUGGGGCGUCUUCACAGUGGAUUGCUAUCAAUCCGUUUUAUGUGGUAGUAAGCCACUUCUUCUACCGACAGACACACGCGCCUCUUUUCCUUGUGAUGAUCCCAGCUGGAACGCCUAUUCCGCCUCCUCGUGGGCUGCAAUGCCGGCGCAAGAUCCAUCGAGCUGUUUCCUGUCCUCUGUAAAGGGACUCAUGGUCCGACAAGCUCCAUCAGAGUCAAAUUUAACUAAAUUUGGCUUGAAUCUGUUGAUUUUGUCAAUUCAUUCACUGCUGCUGGAAGCUCAAACCUCGAUACUGCCUGUUGAUCUGUCCACCCUAGAGGCAGCAUUGAACACAUGGCACAUGUCGUGGGAGCAAUUUCGGAGACGAUCCCAGCACCAAAAUGAAUUGAGGGUGGGCAAUCUCCUUAUCGCAAAUAGUCUUUCGCUGUACUAUCUGGCAUUCCACUUUUUGAGAAAUGGGCGUCCGGUACUAAAUGAGAGGGCUUAUUUGGAGAAAUCCAGGGUCUCGGGUAAUCCAUUCAUAAUUAGAGAACAGGUUUAUCAGGAUGAAAUGACGAGGUGCGUUCGAGAAAUGCUUCUUGAGUUUCAGGGGGGAGAUAACACAUUGGCAACGCUUUUAUAG